AUGGAGAUUCGAGAAUCAACCAAGCUUAAUAGAAUGAGGCGCAAGAUGUUAAUUGAUGAAAAAAAGAGACACAGAACAAACCCUACAGAAUUGGAAGCUUCAUCUUCGUCUGUGCGACCUGCUAGCAAGCGACAUAAACCCUACACCGCAAGUACAGUUUAUCAGUUGAAUACUUCCUCUGAAAUACAUGUAAUUGGGUCAGAAACAGUGACGUUAAACCUAGGGCAACCUUCAUAUACUUGUCAAUUCUGUGGAGCUAUAUUUUGGUUUUCAGAGCGUCUAAAAUCAUCCUCCAAUUAUCAUCCAGUAUACUCACUUUGUUGUAGACAAGGACGCAUCAAAUUACCUCCAUUCAGUGAACCUCCACAUCCAUUGAAACAGUUGAUGGAUUAUGGAAGAGACAGAUGUUCAAAAUUAUUUCGUGACAACUUGAGAAUGUACAAUUCUAUGUUCGCAUUUACAUCUACCGGCGGAAAAAUUGACAAGGAAAUAAACCGAGGUCAAGGGCCAUAUGUUUUUAAAAUCAAUGGCCAAAACCACCCUUUGAUAGGAUCACUUCUGCCACUAGAUGGACAAAGACCACAAUUUGCUCAGCUCUAUGUUUACGACACAGAAAAUGAAGUCUCCAAUAGAGUAGCAGCUCUUUCAAGAUCUGCUCUCAAUGUUGCAGUCCAAAAUGAUAUUGUUUCUCAAUUAAUACAAAUGUUUGAUCAGGUAAAUCAUUUGGUCAAAGCUUUUCGAAUGGCCAGAGAUAGAAUUCACAGUGGAGAUGAGCGGACUUUCUCAUUGUGCUUAUCAUCUAGAAGACAUGGGGACAGCUCGCAGUAUAAUGCUCCAACACUACCAGAAAUGGCAGGAUUGAUAGUGGGUGACAUUGGCAGUACAGAUGAGGGCCGGGACAUUAUUGUUGACCAACAGGGACAGGGAUUAAAACGUAUAAAUGAUCUGCAUCCUUCGUUCAUGGCAAUGCAAUAUCCUAUAUUGUUUCCGUUUGGAGAGGAUGGAUACAGGCUGAAUAUUCCAUAUCAACAUAAUGGUAACUCUCCUAAAUUGAAACGAGGAUACGUUACAAGACGUGAAUUCUAUGCCUACAUGUUACAACAAAGAAAGAAUGGUGGUGGGUUACUAAUUAGUGGGGGCAAAUUAUUUCAACAAUAUAUAGUGGAUGCUUUUACAUGCAUAGAAGAUGAGAGAUUACGAUAUAUUCGUUUUAAGCAUCAACAAGACCAUUAUAGAUGUGAAAUAUAUAAGGGUAUUCAAGAUGCAUUUCUCCGAGGUGAUGUGAGAGCAAAUUCUAUUGGCAAGCGUGUCAUCUUACCAUCGAGCUUUACAAGUGGCCCUCGCUAUAUGAUUCAAAACUAUCAUGAUGCAAUGGCAAUAUGUAGGUCUAGGGGAAACCCAGAUUUAUUUAUCACUUUUACAUGCAAUGUUCAAUGGAUAGAAAUACAAGAUGCAUUGGCUCUUAUACCAGGUCAAAAGCCAAGAGACAGACCAGAUAUCAUUGCCAGAGUCUUUCAUAUGAAGCUUAAUGUGUUUAUGAAUGAUAUUCAAAAAGGAAACCACUUUGGAAAUGUUGUGGGAGCUAUUUACACUGUUGAGUUCCAAAAGAGAGGUUUGCCUCAUGUUCACAUAAUUAUCUGGCUGCACCAAAGUGAUAAAUACCCAACGCCAGAUGACAUUGACAAAAUUAUAUGUGCGGAGAUACCAGACAAAGAAACAGAACCAGAUUUGUACAAGGUUGUUUCUAAAUUCAUGAUCCAUGGACCAUGUGGGAAUGCAAACUCCAAAGCGCCAUGUAUGAAAAAUGGGAAAUGUAUCAAACAUUUUCCCAAGAAGAAUUGCAGAGAGACUACUAUUGGUGAGGAUGGAUUUGCCAUUUAUAGAAGAAGGGCAGAUGACAAUGUAGUGGUUAAGGCUGGAGUUGAAAUGGACAAUCGUUUUGUUGUGCCUUACAAUAAAAAACUACUUCUGAAAUAUGAUGCACAUAUAAAUGUUGAGUGGUGCAGUCGUUCAAGGUCGAUAAAGUAUCUCUUUAAAUACGUGAAUAAAGGACCAGAUCGAACAAGAGCUUUCCUACAAGAAAGGACGCACACAACUGCUCAAAAUACAGCUGCUGAUAAUGAAGUUAUUGAUGAGAUAAAGACCUAUCUUGAUUGUAGGUAUUUGACUGCAUAUGAAUCAGUGUGGAGAAUUUUUGAAUUUCAUAUUCACCACAAGUUCCCAACUGUUCUUAGCUUAACAAUUCACAUGCCUCUAAUGAACAACGUAGUUUUCAGAGGAAAUAUCCAAGUUGACAGAGUAUUACAGCAGCCCGGAAUUGAGAAAACUAUGUUGACCGAAUGGAUGUUUACAAACACAAACUGUGAAGACGCUAGACAGCUAACAUAUGCUGAGUUUCCAGCUUUUUGGAGGUGGGACAACACAGACAAAAUAUGGUUUCGAAGAAAAAGAGGACAUUGCAUUGGCAGAAUUUCAUAUGUUCAUCCAUCAGCAGGAGAGGUUUAUUAUUUAAGAAUGUUGUUAUCUCACAUCAGAGGGGCCACAAACUUCAUUGAUAUGAGGACAAUUAAUGGAAGUGUUUAUGAAACCUUCAAAGAAGCUUGUAAUGCAAUGGGUUUAAUUGGCAAUGAUCGGGAGUGGAACGAAGCUAUCAAAGAAGCUGCAGAAUGGGCAACCACACAUGAAAUUAGGGAUUUGUUUGUCACAAUGCUACUGUAUUGCGAGGUUGCAGAUGCCACAAAGUUGUUUGCUGAUAAUGUAGCAUGCUUGCAAGAAGAUAUAAUUUACAGGCUUACAACAGAAAAUGGGAUGCUGGAAACAAAUUUUUCAGAAGAAGAAAUAAUAGAUGCAGUGCUUAUAGAGGUAGAAAAGUUGCUAAAGAGAAGUGGCUCAUCACUUGCUGAGAACAGACUUCCACAGCCAACAAAUAAAAUUGUCCAAGAUUUGGGUAAUACUAUAUUAACAGAAGAACUAUCUCAUAACAUAGGUGAACUUCGGUAUCAAAGUCUUCACUUCAUAGAGCAGAUGAAUGAUGAUCAAAAAACAGUGUACAACGCAGUUACAGAAGCUGUCAACAGAGACAUGGGAGGCUUAUUCUUUAUUUAUGGUCAUGGCGGAACUGGAAAAACAUUUCUUUAUAAUGCAAUUAUAAGCAGUUUACGUUCGCAAGGAAAAAUUGUCCUUGCGGUGGCAUCUUCUGGAAUAGCAUCACUACUAUUGCCUGGUGGAAGAACUGCGCACUCAAGGUUCAAAAUACCGAUUGAUAUACAUGCUGAAUCAAGCUGUCAUAUUAAGAAAGGGACUCACCUAGCAGACCUUAUUAAAAGAGCAUGUCUUAUUGUCUGGGAUGAAGCGCCAAUGACCCAUCGCCAUUGUUUUGAAGCAUUACACAGAUCUCUGAGUGAUAUAUUUGACUGUGAUGACGAAACAAACGCUAAUCAAUGUUUCGGAGGAAAAAUAGUUCUACUUGGUGGAGAUUUUAGACAAAUUCUUCCUGUGGUUAUUAAGGGUUCAAGACAUGAUACUAUCAAAGCUUGUAUAACACAAUCAUCAUUGUGGCGUCAUUGCAAGAUUUAUAUUCUGAAACAGAAUAUGAGGUUGAAAGAUGUUGGUUUAUCAAAUGAAGAAAAAGCAGAUCUCAGUCAUUUUAGUCAGUGGCUUAUUAACAUUGGGGAAGGUAGGGCCGAAACAAUCAAAAUAAAAGACGAUGAGGAAUGCCCAACCUGGAUAAAAAUACCCGAGUCCUUAUUAAUAAAAUCUGCAAAAGGCGAUAUUGAGGAUUUGAUUACAGAGACAUAUAGUGGUUUGCUAUCUUCGUACAAUGACUUCGAGUAUUUAAAAGAGAGAGCCAUCAUCACCGGCACAAAUGAGGCAGUUGAUAUGAUAAACACACAUGUUUUGAAAAUGAUACCCACUAAACAGAAAACAUAUCUCAGUUUUGACUCAAUAUACAAAGUCGCUGGUGCUUCGGAUGAUGAUGAUCUGCUCUACCCAACUGAAUUUUUAAAUUCACUGUCAUUCAACGGCAUUCCCAACCACGAGCUUCAGUUGAAGGUUAAUACACCUGUGAUGCUAUUACGAAAUUUAAAUCAAACCUGCGGUCUGUGUAAUGGAACUAGACUAAUGAUCACAAGAUUGGGAGAAAAAGUGAUCCAGGCAACAGUUAUCACAGGUAGUCAUGUGGGUGACAAAGUAUGUAUUCCAAGGAUAAUAAUGUCUGCAACCGAAUAUAAGUGGCCUUUCACAAUCAGGCGUAGACAAUUUCCUUUACGAUUGUCCUACGCAAUGACUAUAAAUAAAAGCCAGGGUCAAACCCUGGAAAAGGUUGGGUUAUAUCUUCCUAGACCAGUUUUCUCACAUGGUCAAUUGUACGUUGCUGCAUCGAGAGUGACAUGCUAUAAAGGACUAAAGAUCUUGAUAGCAGGACAAGAAGAAGAAAAUUCCAUGUACACAAAAAAUAUUGUAUAUGAUGAAGUUUUUGACGAUCUCCACACAAGUCAUUGAUCAAUGAAUAUAGACGCCAAAGCCAAGAGCUGAAUUUCAGCCAAGAAGAUCAAAGUUGAAAAUCAACAAAAGAGUUCAAAUUGUGGUCUACGAAGACAAUGUCUAUAACCAACUGAAUUCAGCAGAAAAAGUACAGCAACAAUAAAUAUGCAAAAACUGGGUCAUUUCAAUUACAACCACGGCGUGGAAUAACAUGCUUCCUGACAAGAUCAGGAAAAUCAAUAUGAACCCUUUACGAAGUUGCAUAGUAUACAAUGUGUGGACAUGUCAAAUAUCGACUCCAAUCAAUGAAAUCAAGUGGACAUCGCACCAACCUUAUUGUUGAAAGCACACAAAUCAUUGUCAACAACCAGGAAGCAGAUCUUCCAAACGAUAAAGAUAUGAGAAACCAUCUGGAUUAUGAUCCUGUGCAAUCAUCCUCUAAGCAGGCUAUCCUUCAGUAGAAGGAAAAAUGAAAAAUAGUAAGUUGUGUCCAUGCAUGAGUAUGAUUAAUAAAAGAUUUUGGUUGCAUCAUUUUGAGGAUCUGCAUACAAGUUAUUGAUCAAUGAAUAUAGACGCCAAGCCAAGAGCUGAAUUUCAGCCAAGAAGAUCAAAGUUGAAAAUCAACAAAAGAGUUCAUAACCAACUGAAUUCAGUAGAAAAAGUACAGCAACAAUAAAUAUGCAAAAACUGGGUCAUUUCAAUUACAACCACGGCGUGGAAUAACAUGCUUCCUGACAAGAUCAGGAAAAUCAAUAUGAACCCUUUACGAAGUCGCAUAGUAUACAAUGUGUGGACAUGUCAAAUAUCGACUCCAAUCAAUGAAAUCAAGUGGACAUCGCACCAACCUUAUUGUUGAAAGCACACAAAUCAUUGUCAACAACCAGGAAGCAGAUCUUCCAAACGAUAAAGAUAUGAGAAACCAUCUGGAUUAUGAUCCUGUGCAAUCAUCCUCUAAGGUAGUUGCUUACUCUGUCAGUUUCUUAAAAGCAAUUUUAUAGCCUCCAAACAUUUUAUUUUAAAGCAUGCGGUGAUUUUUUCAGCAGGCUAUCCUUCAGUAGAAGGAAAAAUGAAAAAUAGUAAGUUGUGUCCAUGCAUGAGUAUGAUUAAUAAAAGAUUUUGGUUGCAUCAUUUUGAGGAUCUGCAUACAAGGUUUGAGCUUUUUACGACUCUAAUAUUCACAAAUUUAUAUCAACUGCCAUUUAACAAAAAAACUAACAGUUUCAAAAUAUUUUCAGUUAUUGAUCAAUGAAUAUAGACGCCAAGCCAAGAGCUGAAUUUCAGCCAAGAAGAUCAAAGUUGAAAAUCAACAAAAGAGUUCAUAACCAACUGAAUUCAGUAGAAAAAGUACAACAACAACAAAUAUGGAAAGACUGGCUCAUUUCAAUUACAACCACGACGUGGAAUAACAUGCUUUUUGACAAAGAUUAGGAAAAUCAAUAUGAACCCUUUAAGAAGUCGCAUAGUAUACAAUGUGUGGACAUGUCAAAUAUCGACUCCAAUCAACGAAAUCAAGUGGACAUUGCACCAACCUUAUUGUUGAAAGCAGAAAAAUCAUUGUCAAUAACCAGGAAGCAGAUCUUCCAAACGAUAAAGAUAUGAGAAACCAUCUGGAUUAUGAUCUUAUGCAAUCAUCCUCUAAGAUUUAUAUUUGACUCACUUUAGUCCUUUGCCACCAUGGAUGAUCUAGACAACCAAAUCAUGCCUGAAAUUCUUACAGUACACUUGUAGUCAUUCAGCCCUCAUCUGUUGAGAUCAAUUUUUCUUCCUUGCAAAACCUCAGGAUCUAAGUGCAAUGAAUAAUAUGAAACUGUAGAUGUUAUCAUAUUUCAUUGCUUUAUUCAGGUGGCCCAUAUUCAUUUAUUAGUAGCAAUGAACUGAUUGUCUCAAAAAGCAUUUUUUGGCUCUCAUCUUUGCAAGCCUUCUCUUGCUCGCUCUUCAUCAUCUCUCUGGGUUUUUUGCUAUUAUUUGCUGGAUUGAUGGUUGCUGUCGUGUAUGCUGGUUUUAUUCAAUCAAGUGACUUAGUUGAUUUUUAAGAAGCACAAAGCAUAAUAGUGUCGAAUGCGGCAACAAUACUCCAAGGGAAGCUCGGGGGAAUAUGCCUUUCAUUCAAAAACAUUAUUGUGUGCUCAUGGGGCUCAACAACGUUUCUUCUCAUUAUGUAUUGUAACUCUCGAAGGUUCACAACUUAUUUGUCGAA
Messenger RNA from Tripterygium wilfordii, 6682 nucleotides. RefSeq lists its product as uncharacterized. Gene Ontology annotation, molecular function: DNA helicase activity. The transcript is spliced from 14 exons. Lineage: Eukaryota; Viridiplantae; Streptophyta; Magnoliopsida; Celastrales; Celastraceae. Gene Ontology annotation, biological process: DNA repair; telomere maintenance. The coding region runs from base 1 to 4503 and encodes 1500 amino acids. The record is from RefSeq and is a predicted model, not a curated record.